Messenger RNA from Capsicum annuum, 1619 nucleotides. RefSeq lists its product as uncharacterized. Bases 369 to 1430 code for a protein of 353 amino acids. Gene Ontology annotation, biological process: deoxyribonucleotide catabolic process. The transcript is spliced from 6 exons. Gene Ontology annotation, molecular function: 5'-nucleotidase activity. The record is from RefSeq and is a predicted model, not a curated record. Lineage: Eukaryota; Viridiplantae; Streptophyta; Magnoliopsida; Solanales; Solanaceae.
UAAAUUGGCAUUGGGAACAGCAGAGCCAGUGCAUUUUGCUGGAUAUUACGGCUGGAUGCUGAAUCGCCCUCUUUCUCUACCUGUAAUUUUGCAACUUCCUUUUUGUUAAACACCUGAUUGAAUAUUGCAAGUGGGGAAUUAAUUUCGAUCCCUUCUUCUUCGAGUUAUAAAAAUCCUUUUCCCGUAAUGGAACAUUUGAUCCGGCUUUAACUUUGUCCAAUUAUAAGCAGGGAAAUCCAUUGAAGGGACACAAGGACCCUUUUGUAUUGGGAAGUAAAAAACAAGGUCAUUGUCUGCUGUUUUCUUUCUUCAAUUUUCCAUGAGUUUUUUUGUUAGAUGUGUGGAAGGGUAGCAUUUUUAGUAUCGUUAUGAUAAGCAGGAGAUGCUGCGUGCAGCGUUUAUUUACGAUUCACAAUAGUGUUAAUAUUAAUCAUCUGCGGUGCUGGAUUCGUCCUUUAAUGGCCCUUACAUCUACCUUUUCUGUUGGACCCAAAGAUUCCUUUAAGGGCUUUCAGUUUUUAUCUACCUCCAUUGAUCCUCAGGGUGGAAAAUACCCAUUUAACAAUGUCGGGCUUUUGGGCACCUGCUGUUCGUUUAAUGACGCGAAUGUCAGUUGUGCGGGUAACAGUAAUAAGUACAUGAAUGGAUUUCACCCGGCACAGGUUUUUGUUCCACCUCAUCCGCUCUUGCUACAUGAUGAUGUUGAGGAAGCUAGCACUAGUAAGCCUUCUGACACUGACAACAAUUCAUCUCAUAGAGGAAACUCUGCUGGAUUCUUUAACCAGGAUUUACACGACAAAAUCGUUGUAGCUGUCGAUGUUGAUGAAGUCCUUGGGAACUUUGUUUCAGCUCUCAAUGAAUUUAUUGCAGAUCGUUACUCAUCAUACCAUUCGGUGUCCGAGUAUCAUGUAUAUGAAUUCUUCAAGAUAUGGAAGUGCUCAAGAGAUGAAGCUGAUAUCCGAGUCCAUGAAUUCUUCAAGACCUCCUAUUUCAAGACCGGAAUUCGUCCAAUUCCCGGUGCUCAACAGACUCUUCAAAAGUUGUCUAGAUUCUGUAACCUAUCAAUUGUAACGUCCCGGCAAAAUGCCAUCAAAGACCACACAAUUGAGUGGAUUGAGAGACAUUAUCCUGGAUUGUUUCAGGAUAUGCACUUUGGCAAUCACUUUGCGCUGAAUGGCAAGUCUAUAGCCAAAUCAGAUAUUUGCAGGUCCUUGGGAGCAAAUGUUUUGAUUGAUGACAACCCGAGGUAUGCUAUCGAAUGUGCGGAAGUUGGAAUCAAGGUUCUUCUCUUUGAUUAUGAAAAUUCAUACCCAUGGUCCAAAAGUGAGUCACUUAAUGGGCAUCCAAUGGUAAAAAAAGUGCACAACUGGGGAGAAGUGGAGCAUCAAUUAACUUCAUGGAUAGUUCCCAGGAAUUUCUCUCCGAGGUAGAUUCAGGAAAAAAAGAAAACGUAUUGAUUUUUAUUCUAUGUGACUCCAUAUUUUAAAAGUAAUGGUAAACCUGGCGAUCAAAGGGUCAAGCCUCUGCUGUUAAGAAGUUGGUAAACAUGUUGUAUGUUUUAUUCCAUUUUUGCCUUCUCCUCUGUACAGAUAAUAAAAUUCUCGGAGUGUUCGUAAUGA